This is a messenger RNA of Lactuca virosa, 666 nucleotides long. Lineage: Eukaryota; Viridiplantae; Streptophyta; Magnoliopsida; Asterales; Asteraceae. The record is from the annotation of a GenBank genome assembly.
GGUUACGAAAGUAACAAAAGAAGCAAUUCGCGUUCACACGCGCUUUCCGUACGUAUAUAUUCGCCAUUUUCUGCCGCCUACUCCAUCGUCAUCGCCGUCGUCACACCGCACCAUGACAAACCAAAACGAAGCAGCACCAAUCUUCACGUUUUCUUGAACCAAUUCCUUCUACUACUGAUCGCUUUCAAACCUGAUCCAAGAACCAAUUAAUGGAGGCAGCAGUAGCGAUACCAAGCAGAGCUGUGCUUGCGUUGGUUGUAAUUUCGCUAAUUUCCUGUGUUUCUCUUGUUUUCGCCGGCGAUAUAGUUCACCAUGAUGAUGUUGCUCCUACGAGACCCGGAUGUGACAACAACUUUGUUCUGUUCUUCUAUGGCUGAUGGACUAAGGUUGAGGUUCCAAACUUGGAUUGAUGAUAGAGAAGAAGAUGAGUUCGUCGGUGUUGGUGCCCGAUUUGGUCCCACCUUGGAAUCCAAGGAGAAGGAUGCCGAUAAAAGCAGAAUUGCUCUUGCAGACCCUUCCGACUGUUGCACAACACCUAAAAACAAGCUUACUGGUGAAACUAUCCUUGUGCAUCGAGGGAACUGCAGCUUUACAACCAAGGCAAAUGUUGCUGAAGCUGCUGGUGCUUCAGCUAUCCUCAUCAUUAACAAUGGCACAGGUAUAUAA